AUGAAUUUCUUUUUAUCACUAUUCAUGAGUCUUGUCGUAUUUUCCAUUAUUUCUGUUCAUCGAACUUCAUCGGCCAGUUUUCCUAAUCCACCUCAAUUUCCACCACCCAACGCAUCAGCUGACGAGUGGACACUAUUUUGGAAAUUAUUACACAAUUAUUAUGCUAUCAUUGCUCGACCAAGGUUUGGUAAACGAUACGAUUCGAUAUUGUCUCAAUCAAAGCAGCCAUCUCUUCUAACAAUAAUUAAUCCAAAUUUUCCAUCUUCUUCAUCAUCAUAUGAAAAUGAUCUCAAUUAUAUAUUUAGUGAAAAUGAUCAUAAUGUUAAUGAUGAUCAAAAAAUGGGUUUUGAUGAAAUAUAUACCUUCAUGCCUUCAAAUCAAAAACGACGACGAUGA
Rotaria sp. Silwood2 is the source of this 396-nucleotide messenger RNA. Lineage: Eukaryota; Metazoa; Rotifera; Eurotatoria; Philodinida; Philodinidae. The record is from the annotation of a GenBank genome assembly.